This is a messenger RNA of Lacerta agilis (Sand lizard), 2322 nucleotides long. It is a transcript of the gene FASTKD2, whose product is annotated as FAST kinase domains 2. The record is from RefSeq and is a predicted model, not a curated record. Gene Ontology annotation, biological process: mitochondrial RNA processing; regulation of mitochondrial mRNA stability. NCBI's taxonomy places the organism in Eukaryota, Metazoa, Chordata, Lepidosauria, Squamata, Lacertidae. The transcript has 12 exons. Gene Ontology annotation, cellular component: ribonucleoprotein granule; mitochondrial matrix. Gene Ontology annotation, molecular function: RNA binding. Bases 181 to 2232 code for a protein of 683 amino acids.
CCCCGCCCACUUCACCCGCCGCCUCGGGUCACGUGCCGACCUCGCACCAUGGCGGCGCCCAUGUGAGGAGACCUCGGCAGGUAAUCUACACGACCUACUUCUGACUGCCUUAUUUGUGUUCUGAGAAUUUUAUGAAGUUGUUUUCUUUCAACAAGUCAUCAUAAAGUGCUAAAGAGCAAAAUGAAUAAGAACCUGGAUUGUUUUAUAAGGACAGUGAGACAGCUGCAGGCAUGUCAUUAUGCACAGAUUCCUUUUUCUAGAACCACAGGGAGAGUAUUUGCACUGGAGGUUGAUGGGCCUAAAAGUGCUGCACACAGUAUUUACCUGAGGCGACUCCUGUCGUACGCAUCUCCUUGCUGGCUGCGAUCAUCUGUUAGAUUUUUUUCUCAAGGUACCCUAAGUAUUAAUGCAGACGGUACCAAUGCAAAUGAACAGAAAACUGCUGAUGCCCACUUAGAUGACCAUGUGCAAAGCCCUGACCUAAUGACUGUUGCACCCACCCAACUUCCAUCUGGUUUCUUGGGAUCCCCAAAGGAAGUCAGAAGUACAGCGGAAGAAAAGGAUGAAGAAAACACGCCCCAGCAAUUCUUUAAUUACCUUCGAAAAUGUACAUCUCCCAGUGAUGUACUAGACCUUGCUUCAAAAUUUCCAGAUGCUCCAAAGUACACCAGUAGCUAUCUUGCCACUAUGUGGAUGCUCACAAAAAAGCUCUCGGAAGAUCAAAAACAUUAUGAGAGACGGCUGAUGUUUGAGCACCCUCAGUUUAGCCAGCUCUGUCAGUGUUUGAUGCAGGAGGCCAAAUACAUGUGGCGUGAUGACUUGGCAUACAGCCUGCUAGCUGUGGUGAAACUGGGAGUCCCACAGAACACCCGGUUGGUUCAGACCUUGCUGAGGGUAUGCCAGGAACGUCUCAAUGAAUUUGAUGACCGAUGUCUCUCAGUUGUUGCAAACACUUUGCAAGGAAUGGAGAAGUCCAAGAAUGUGGAAGCUCUUCAAAUUGGAUUGCAAUUACUGGUGGAACAGAGAAUCCCCAAAAUCUCAAAUGUGCUUAUGUUGCAAAACAUGAUGAAGGGUCUUGGGAAGGAUGCACCACUCACACUUAAGACAAAACUGGAGAACAAGAUUUUGUAUCACAUAGACCAACUUACUGUUCCAAAUGCUCAGCACAUGUUCACCUUGCUGGCUGAAAUGAACUACCGCUCUGUUCCAAUCCUGAAUGCCUGCAGUAACAAAAUAAUAGAGAAUAUCCCUGGAACUCCAUUUCGGCGUCUGCUGAAUAUUUUGAAGUCUUGCAAAGACCUCCUGUACCGCAACAGCAAGCUUUGUUCUGCAAUAGCGGAUUAUGCAGCAUCCGUCUUCUAUAUGUGGGACACAAAGCAGGUAGUCCUGUUUCUUUCUGCCUUUGAGAAUGUUGGCUUUCGACCCGUUGAGCUGAUGGAUGCGUUUGCUGAGAAAGUGACGUCCGAUCCUGAAUGCUUAAGCAUGAGGGAUCUUGUGACCGUUCUGCGAGCCUUUUCUUCUCUCAACCACACCCCCAAAAGCCAAAAUCAGGAGUUUCUUGAGGCACUGAAUAGUGUCCUGGAUAAGUAUCUCUCCAAGAUCUCUAACGUGGACUUACUGAAAGCUGUAUAUUCGUUCUGCAUUUUAGGAUAUUUUCCCCAAUCUGCACUUAAGCAGCUUCUACAAGAUGAAAUCCUCCACAGUCUGGUAGCAACAGACGGCCAGAAUAUAGAGCAGAAUGAAAUAAUGUUGCAUACCAUAAAUGCUUGUUUGGAUCUCGAUGGAAAUUCUUUCACUAAGCCAGCAGCCUUAUCAGUGGAGAAACUACCAUCAUCCUCUGCUUUUAGUUUUCCUGACGUUUCGGAGGUUCUGCUUGCACUGUUGGGAGAUGAAAGUCUGUUUCGAACAAACGCACCAGUGGUUCACGGUUUCUCUCUAGAUUUUGAAAUCUUAAUGGAUGCAGAGAAGGGAAUAGUGAUACCAGAUGCUGAAGUGACAGAUAAGUCUCACAUUCAAAGGAUAGCCGUCCUGUGUGCUCCUGUGUCCGCGCUCUGUUUUGCGUCAAAACAUCCCCGAGGGAGGUUGGCCAUGAGGAUGAGACACCUGCGUCUUCUGGGCUAUCGCGUGAUUCUGGUUCAUUACCAGGAAUUCCAGAAACUGAAGAAAGACGAGGCAGUUGAGUUCUUAAAGGGAGAAAUAUUUUCAACACAGGCACGCUUGGAUUCUGAUUAGAACAUCCAGGAUCACUGUUUAAAUUAAUAUACCACAUUGCUUUUUUUUUCUUUUUGCAUUUCAAGAAAAUAACUGAAUAAGAUUCCCUCA